AUGGCGGAGUCCCUGCCAGCCGGCUGCCCCGAGUUUUGGUACAUGCUCGCUGCUGCAGUUGGACUCGUACUCUUCGGUGGGAUGAUGAGCGGGCUAACCCUCGGCCUCCUGUCCGUCGAGGAGCUGGAACUCAGCAUCGUCCAGCGUGUGGGUACCCCUUCGGAGCAGAGGAUGGCUACCGCUGUCCGCGGCCUCAUCAAACGGAAGCACCUGCUGCUGGUGACGCUUCUGCUGUGUAAUGCUCUCGCUAUGGAAGCAUUGCCCCUGGUGCUGGACCGGCUUGUUCCUGGCAUCGCCGCCGUGGUGAUCUCUGUGACGGCAGUACUCGUUUUCGGGGAGAUUCUCCCCCAAGCGUUUUGCAAGGCCUAUGGCCUUGCAGCUGGCGCAGCUGCAGCUCCUCUUGUGCGCUGUCUCUUGGUCAUCUGCUUUCCGAUUGCUUGGCCCAUCGCCAAGAUGCUCGACUGCCUUCUCGGACAUGAUGAGGGGAAUUUCUAUGAAGGGGCGCAGAUGGCAGCUGCUCUCGAGAUACACAAGGAGAAGGGCCAUCUCAGCACCGAGGAGGCUGCCAUCAUGCAAGGUGCUUUGAGCAUGGCACGGAAGCGGUCUCAGGAUGGCAUGACCCCACUCGAUCGGGUCCAGUCCCUUGCUGCAAAUGCAGUCCUCGACGCAAACACCCUGGACUGGAUCAUGAAAUCAGGCUACUCACGCAUUCCGGUGCAUGAGCAAGGCGAGCCGACGAAGUUUGUCGGCUACCUCCUCGUCAAGAAGCUGAUCACCCUAAGGCCAGAAGAUGCGUGGCCGGUGUCCACCCAACGACUGAAUCCGUUGGUGCUGGUACUCGAGGACCAGCCGCUCUACAAGAUUCUGGACAUCUUCCAAACAGGCCAGACGCACAUGGCUUUGGUGUAUCCCAAGGGUACCGAUCUCUCAUCCAGCUCGAGCUUCGCUGCUACUCCUCUGGGUAUUCUCACCUUGGAGGAUGUGCUUGAGGAGUUGAUCAACGAAGAGAUCGUGGACGAGACAGACCGGUUCAUCGAUGCGGCACAUGAGGAAAAAGGACCAGCCGAGCAAGUUCGCCAACUUUCUGCAGAGUCGGUGUCGAAUGAUGGCUUUGUCUUUACUGCGCCGUGCACCUUCGCGUCAUCAGCGAUGACGCGAAUGGCCAUGAGAAGGCAGGUAACAGCUCCAGCUUUGGGCCAGGAUGGAAAGGUGCUCCGGCAUCGUCUAACUACGAUGUGUGACCUGGCUCAGAGCCGUUCAGGUGGUAGGGAGGCGAGCGUGCGGACUGUAGGCCGGAGAGCAAGGCUUUGGUCACGGCCCAUGGAGGAGCCGGAUGCACAGGAGUCGAGCGGAGAGUCGAACUCCACCUCGGAGUGCUGUACUGAGACCGGUUGGGGUUUGAACUUGGCACCCAACAGGUUUGAUCACCAGUGCCCGAACUCCGUGGUGCUGAACCGAAGCGAAGAUGAUUGGGAAGCCUUGGCGCAAGCACGGCACCUCAAUGCCACCCGUGGCCUGCUCGGCAUCUACGACAACUUGCAGCGGUGCUUCAAAGGUAAUCUCCAUACACCUGGAUUUCUGAAAAGGCCUGGUAAAGGACAGUUCGUCAUUGACAUUGGUUUGGGCUUCGAUGCAAAGGAGACACGGGACGCCGUCAAGAACGGCUUCACAGUCUUUGCCUUUGAGAUGUUACCAGGGAACAUACAGGAGAUUCAAAAGUUGGUUUCAGGUGACUCCAGAUUCCAUUUUGUGGAGCUCCGGAAGGAAGGGGAUCGAUGGAUACUGCCAGAGUUGCCCAAACCCGCUGGCAACACCGGCUUUGCAUACAUAAUCAAUGCUGCAGUGUCGGACGAAGAGAUGACCGUGAUGUUUUCAGUCAAGCAGACACAUUCGCUGAUUGAGUCUGUUGAUACAGGCAAGAAAGAAGGGAAGCCAGUUCCGGUGCUGCCUCUGCACAAGCUCCUCCCAAGCUGGCUCCCACAUGUCGAUUACUUGAAGGUUGACACGCAGGGCCAUGAACUGAAGGUCUUGCGUGGAUGCCAGAAGCUGUUUGAAGAGGGCCGCUGCCGCUACAUCACCUUCGAGUUCAGCCCAUUGCUGAUGAAACAUGCGAAGUCUGGCGAUCCUCUCGUGUUGCUGAAGCUGCUGCCGAGUAUGGGCGCGCUUUGCUACACUGCAAGCGCUCCGCAUGAACACCUCAGGCCCGGCGCGGCCUGGCCCUUGGAGGAGUGGUUCCAGCUGCUGGAUACCGGAAGCUGGUUGGGAUACAAGGGCAUUGCAGCGUCAAGCUUUACGGCCGUGAACUCCGCGGCUAAGGUGAAGGGUGGCUUCGGUGCAUGGGUCGAUCUCCUUUGCACUUGGCCCGUCACAACACUGCACAGCCCGAAGACCGCGGCGAAGUGGACCGUGAACAGAACUGUGAGAGAACUCAUGCUGGACCACCAGUGCCCAGACAAAGUUAAGUACAACCUCAGCGAGGACGACAGAUCUGCUCUUGAGCGUACCAGGAUGAGCAAUGCGGAGAUGGCCCGCUUUGGCAUCUUCGAUGACUUGCAGGAUUGCUUUGAGCGCAGCUCUAAGAUGCCAGGCUUUCUUGAAAAGCCCGGUGCAGGCCAGUUUGUUAUCGACAUUGGUGUUGGAUGGGAGGCCAAAGAGAUGAGACUAGCAGUCCAGAACGGCUUCACGGUCUUUGCCUUUGAGAUGCUACCUGGGAACAUACAAGAGAUUAAACAGCUGGUUUCAGGCGACUCUAGGUUCCAUUUUUUGGAGCUCCGGAAGGAAGGGGAUCGAUGGAAACUGCCAGAGCUGCCCAAACCCACUGGCAGCGCCGGCAUUGCGUACGUAAUCAACGCUGCAGUCUGGGAUGAGGAGACGACCGUGACGUUUCCAGACAGUCUGAGACGCUCCCACACGGAGUCGGUGACUACUGGGCGAGACGAGGGAAGGGCUGUUCCAGCCCUGCCUUUACACAAGCUCCUUCCGAAGUGGCUGCCGCACGUGGAUUACUUGAGAAUUGAGACCCAAGGGCACGAGCUGAAGGUCUUGCGUGGCUGUGAGAGGGUGCUGCGGGAGCCCCACAGUCGCUACAUUCAGUUCGUGUUCGCUCCCUGGCUCAUAAAGCGAACUCAGAAAGGAGAUCCCCUGGAGCUGCUCCAGUUCUUGCCCAGAUUGGGAGCGCUCUGCUACACGGCGAGUUCACCGAAGCUUCAUCUGCGACGAGGUGCUCCCUGGCCGCUUGAGGAAUGGCUCAAGCUCCUGGAUGAAGGCAACUUUACCGGCUACUACCGCCCGGUUGGGACGAAGGACCACUACAAAAUGUGGAUGUAUGGACCCUGGGUGGACAUCUUGUGCUACUGGCCUUUCACUUCCUCGAGCAUUGAGGAGACGACCUCAAGCCAAAGCAGCUUGGGUCUGGGAGCACCUCUCGAGGUGACAGCACCAGGCGAGCAACACCUGCAGCAGAUGCUGUUGCAGAAGCCACCUAUGGCUCAGCCGCAGGCAGUCUUUGCAAACAGCAUGAGUGUCUGGGCUGGUGUCGUUCCUCUCAUCUUCGGAUGGUGUAUCCUUGUCGCGCUACGCUGCCUCCGCUAUUGCCGGUAG
Molecule: messenger RNA, 3600 nt
Organism: Symbiodinium sp. CCMP2592
Lineage: Eukaryota; Dinophyceae; Suessiales; Symbiodiniaceae
Source: the annotation of a GenBank genome assembly